This is a messenger RNA of Maniola jurtina (meadow brown), 3794 nucleotides long. RefSeq lists its product as uncharacterized. Lineage: Eukaryota; Metazoa; Arthropoda; Insecta; Lepidoptera; Nymphalidae. The coding region runs from base 285 to 1169 and encodes 294 amino acids. The record is from RefSeq and is a predicted model, not a curated record. The transcript is spliced from 6 exons.
CCUCGUGCACGCCGACGUACGAGCGCCGCCGCCUCGACUCGACACGUAAACUUUCCCGAAUAAGUUUUCAACCGAAGAAAAGUGCGGUGUGCCCCGAAUGAAAUUGGAUGCAAUUUGUGCAAUUUAUGCAGUGCUCUGUGAUAGAAUUAUUACGUGAUCUCGAGUUUGGAAACUGUUAUGUAAUGGGACUAUUUUAUUGGAUGAUUGGUUUUUAAUUAAAUACUCAUGCGGUGUCGAGUGAGAUGAACGGGCCGCGCGGUGGGCCGGGCCCGCAGUGACGCAGCAUGGGGUCCGUAUGGCACGUGCGCGCCUUUGUGCUGGCGCUACUACUGCUGUGUGAAGAGUACACGGUGACGAGCCUAGAACUGCUAGAGCUGCGGGUGCCAGCACAUGUGCCUCUAGGGACACGGCCGUCCCUGUCCUGUCGCUGGCAGCUGGGCCCCAGUGACGUGCUGUACUCGGUCAAGUGGUACAAGGAUGGAAAGGAGUUCUUCAGGCAUGUUCCAAGAGACGUUGAACCGAGAAGAAAGUUUUUACUGCCUGGAGUUGAUGUAGAGAACUCAAGUCCUAACGGCUCGAAUGUAACACUUUACCCGGCUGUCCUGGAGACAGGCGGACGGUACCGCUGCGAGGUGUCCGGUGAGCGACCACUGUUCCCCACCGUCUCCGACCACGCGGAUAUGACUAUAGUUGCUUUGCCUGCAACGGGGCCGAUUAUAACAGGCUCCCGUCUGCGGUACCAGAUAGGGGACAGAGUGCAAGUCAACUGUACAUCGGGUCGAUCGCGACCCGCCACCAGGCUGACGUGGUAUAUUAACGGGGAGCCUGCGCCCUCCGGUGCAGUCUUACCCCCAGAACACUUCCAACAUGACGAUGGCCUCGAGACAACUACUCUUGGCCUCGACUUCAAAGUUAAAUCUAAACAUUUUAGAAAAGGAGAUCUUAAGUUAAAAUGCCUCGCAACCAUCGCCACAGUUUAUUGGCGAAGCAACGAAGAGAGCGUGCAGGGCGAAAAACUGAAAGGAUACGCGCGUUCACGAGAAUUGCUUGAAGGAACAUCGCGCGCCGAUCGCGUGCAGGCCACUGGACAGUCGGCCGAGUGUCGCGCGACAUUGCCUUCAAUACUAAUUCUACUAGUACAUUACUCAACAGUACUCCGUAGAUUCUAACCUAAUUUAUACAGUACGCAUUCCAAGUUGCAGUACAUAUCCAAAGUGUGAAAUGUAUUAUAGUUAUGUGUAUAGAUCUUUUAAGGCAAAUUUUGUGUACGGAUAAUUAGUCAAAUAUUGUCAUGAGAUAAAGAAAAUAAAAAUACAAAUUGAAAUAAUAUUAUAUAGACUUCACGCAAAUAAAUCAUGAUAAAGCCGAUUGCAUGUUUUACCAUUGUAUAUUUUAUCAUACGGAAACUGCCAUUUUGAGGUUUUAAUGAACUUGUAUUGAACACAACCUAGUGAACAAUAAUUGAAGUAUGCAACCAAAUUAUAUUUAACAAUGUACGAUAUUUGUAAAAUAUAUUUAUUGUUAUUUAGCGUAGUUUUAAUUAAUUUUCGAUAAUGUUAUUAGGUGACAGUCUUAAAAGCUCGCCCUACACCGCGCAUGAAUUGCGUCCGUAAAUCAUUUUGCCUGCAAUUUGUGCGUUUAACUUCUACAUGAAAAAGAUGUCCCUCUACACUCCCAGAAUUUCACUUUCCCAAAACUUUUCAAAGUCUAGUUUGUAGUCACUUUGUGGUGGACAAUAGUACCGGCAUAGGACGGAGCGCCGCGAAGGUUGAACGCGAAGUCACAAAACCUUUCGCACUAUAGUCGUUUUCGCAUCGCAAAUGUAGAGCUAGCUUGAGAAUAAUUGACACUACUACCAGAGUGAAUGUGCUACCACCUUUAUAUACUUUCUCUAGACAUCAGAAGCUAUUUUAUUAGAGCUUGAUGAGAUGAUAAUUAUACUAAGCGACUCUAUGCUCUUAUUUAUAAAGUGUCUAUACAAGCCAAUGUGCCGUCGUAAUGGUAAAUACCUAAUCCAAUAAUAUACCUAGCUGCGAUUGCAAGUAAAUAUUUGCUUUGUACUAAUAAUUAGGUACAUCAUGAAAUUUUUUGGUCUUAUUUACUUAAAUUGUUAUUUAACUGUUGGAUAGUCCGUGCAUAAUCGAUACUCGAUACAAAUAAGAUAACCUGGAUUUAUAACACAAAUCCAAACUAUUAUUACGAAUUCGCCCAAUACCUACCUACCUUAAUUAUCAUCUCAAUCUUUAUUAAUUAUCAUCGAUCCUUCCAAGAAUCACUACACUAAACUUAGUUUAGAGUUAAAAUUACAUAGGCUCACUUUAGAAACAUUAAAAAAAAACACUGAAUUUAACAUUUGAAUAAAUAGACUUGGGAAUCCAUGUAUUGAACACAACGACUAUAUUACUAGAAAAUGUAACUGCUUUGUUAACAAAUUCAGUCAAUUGUAUUUGUUUCGAGUUUAGAUAUAGCUAAACUAAGUAUAAUUUGUUAUAAAUUUGUCUAAAAGAAAACUUAUUUAAAAAAUCGGCACUGAAAUAGGUAGGUACUUCAUUAUAAUGUUAUAGUUCUUAAAAUGCAAGAUUGUUUUUAUCGCCUCAAAGUGAUCCAAAGAACUGUAUUUUUUACCAAAGCUACAAUUACCAUUAACGUGUAAAACGAAAUGUUUUAAUAAUACAAUUACGCGGUUUAUAUUAUGUAUAUACAAUUUGAUAAAGCAAAUUUGAAUAACGUAUUUUAAUAUUGAGUACCACCAAAAUUUAUCGCUGCUUUAAUAUGCAGAUGAACCUACAAAAUAUGGCUUAAUGAUUUAAAGCCACAAGUAGGUAUGUUAUUGUAGUAAUUUUAAAAUUGUAAACAUAAUUUUUGUUUGUUAUGUAAAUGAGAAAUAAAUAUAAUUUAGCCCCUCCAUUCAAAGAUCAAGAGCUUUGUAUAGACUUUUAAGUAAAGACUUUUAAGAAGACCUUGCCUUGUGCCAACCCUGUUACAAAAUUAUAUUUUGUAACCCUGUUACAAAAUUAUACUGAACAGGAUAGAAAUUCUAAGAAAUCACUUUUGUUUUUUAAUUAUAACGCAAACCAGACGAUGUAGUAUCGGGAAAAUCUGCCUAGAACAUUUUUAUUCAUAGUAGGUACCUACUUAUCAAGAUUAAGAACGACUGUUCAAAAGCGAAAGAACUAAAUGAAAUUAUACUUAGUAUGUAAAUGCUGUGCAGUCUUUCCAUCCUGUUUAGCAAAAAAUAUGUCAAAAUAAAAAAUUUACUGACGAAACCUUUUUAAAAUAUUUCUUAACAUCAUAUCGCGUUAACUUGAAGACUUUUCCCUUUACCUGUAUCACUUUGACAUGUUAGGACUCAGGACCUAUCUUAGCAAGCUAAAUUCUUGUCACGCCUUAGCCCCUGGGGGCAGUUCUUGUUUUAUCUUUGUACCUCUGGAAAAUAAUAUUGCCGUAAGACUUAAUAAUUGAGGCCGCAUACACGAAACUUUCAAAACAUCGGCAAUGGAGGAUUUGUUUGCUUUUAGGAAGCUAGAACCUGUGAUAGAACUUUUAGCUCUACACAUUUGAAUAUUAUUAAUAUUGGCCUGUCUAAAGCUAUGACACUGAUCCGUGCUCAUAUUUUGUAUGCCAUGCAGCGAUUUAUUGAGGCACAAACGCUCAAAUGCAACAAGUCACCAAAGCACGAUGCAGCAUCAAAAUAUGUGAUCAAAGUAGUCUCAAAAUGGCUGAUUGCCGAUGAGAAAGGUAUCGAGCUUGUUUGGCCUUCAGAGGAGUCUCUCCGUCACUCACUUCAUACAAAC